Molecule: messenger RNA, 5175 nt
Organism: Dermochelys coriacea (leatherback sea turtle)
Lineage: Eukaryota; Metazoa; Chordata; Testudines; Dermochelyidae
Gene: PTPRU
Product: protein tyrosine phosphatase receptor type U
Biological process (GO): protein dephosphorylation
Cellular component (GO): membrane
Molecular function (GO): protein tyrosine phosphatase activity; protein binding
Source: RefSeq, a predicted model, not a curated record
CCCCUCCGCUCCAGCCUGACGUCAGCUGGGUGCUCGGCUGAAGGCUCCAGUCCCGCUCCGGCUGGAAUUGGGGAAUGACGAGCCUCGCCCGGCCACUUCCCUCCGCGAGAGCCCGGGAACCAGCGGGGGCUAGGGCCGGACUUUCCCAGUGUAUCUAAUGCACCAUGCCCAACGCUCGGGUUUUGAUCUUCGUGUUAACCUUCCAGAUCUGCUCUCUGGAAACGGAGACGCCGACAGCCGGCUGCACCUUCGAGGAAGACGCGGAUUUAAACCAGUGUGAGUACAGCCAACAGGACUACGAUGACUUUGAGUGGGAGCUAAUCCGGAGCUAUGUCAUGCCUCACCUGACCUCUGACCUUCCUCAUGGUUCCUACCUGAUGGUCAACUCCUCCCAGCAUGCGCCGGGGCAGAAAGCUCACCUCCUCUUCCAGACGCUGAGUGAGAAUGACACCCACUGCCUCCAGUUCAGCUACUUCAUGUACAGCCGGGACGGCCAUAGCCCCGGCUCCCUCAACGUCUACGUGAAGGUGAACGGGGGCCCACUGGGCAGCCUGGUGUGGAACGUGUCUGGCUUCCACGGGCGGCAGUGGCACCAGGCUGAGCUGGCGGUCAGCAUGUUUUGGCCCAACGAAUACCAGGUCCUGUUUGAGGCGGUGAUCUCUGGCGAGUGCAGAGGAUACCUUGGCUUGGAUGACAUCUUGCUCUUGAAUUAUCCAUGCUCCAAAGCGCCUCAUUUCUCCCGCCUGGGCGAUGUGGAGGUCAACGCUGGGCAGAAUGCCACCUUCCAGUGCGUGGCAGCCGGGAAGGUGCUGGAGGCGGAGAGGUUCCUCAUGCAGAGGCAGAAUGGAGCGGUCGCCCCAGCCGCCUCAGUGAAGCACAUCAGCCAUAGACGGUUCCUGGCUACCUUCCAGCUGGACGAGGUCUCCAAGGGGGAGCAGGAUCUUUACCGCUGCGUCAGCCAGUCUGUGCGGGGCUCCGGUGUCUCCAACUUUGCCGAGCUCAUUGUGAAAGAGCCCCCCACGCCCAUUGCUCCACCCCAGCUGCUCCGAGCAGGUUCCACCUACUUGAUCAUCCAGCUCAAUACCAACUCCAUCAUCGGCGAUGGCCCCAUUGUGCGCAAGGAGAUCGAGUACCGCAUGACCUCGGGGCCCUGGUCGGAGGUCCACGCCGUCAACAUGCAGACCUACAAGCUGUGGCACCUGGAUCCCGAUACGGAGUAUGAGAUCAGUGUGCUGCUCACGCGGCCGGGGGAUGGAGGGACUGGCAAGCCGGGGCCACCCCUCAUAAGCAGGACCAAAUGCGCAGAGCCCAUGAGGGCCCCCAAGGGCCUGGCCUUCUCUGAGAUCCAGUCCAGGCAGCUGACACUGCAGUGGGAGCCGCUGGGCUACAACCUGACGCGCUGCCAUACCUACAUGGUCUUACUCUGCUACCGCUACUUCGUGGGCACCAGCCACAACCAGACCUUCCGGGAGUGCAUGAAGAUGGAGCACAACAUCCACCACUACACCAUCAAGAACCUGCUGCCCUACAAGAAUGUCCACGUGAAGCUCAUCCUCUCCAACCCCGAGGGGCGCAAGGAAGGGAAGGAGAUGAUAUUCCAGACGGAUGAGGAUGUCCCUGGAGGCAUCGCCUCAGAGUCACUCACCUUCACCCCCUUGGAGGACAUGAUCUUCCUGAAAUGGGAAGAGCCACUGGAAGCGAACGGGCUGAUCACCCAGUAUGAGAUCAGCUACCAGAGCAUCGAGUCUUCAGACCCAGCCGUCAACGUGCCAGGCCCCCGCCGCACCGUCUCCAAGCUCCGCAAUGAGACCUACCACGUCUUCUCCAACCUGCACCCAGGCACCACCUACCUGUUCUCCGUGCGAGCGCGCACUGGCAAGGGUUUCGGCCAGACCGCACUGACCGAGAUCACCACCAACAUCUCUGCUCCCAGCUUCGACUACGGGGACAUGCCGUCGCCUCUAAGCGAGUCGGAGAGCACCAUCACGGUGCUGCUGAGGCCGGCGCAGGGCAGAGGGGCCCCCAUCAGCACCUACCAGGUAAUCGUGGAGGAAGACCGGCCCAAGAAGAUGAAGCGGGAGCUGGGGGGCCAGGACUGCUUCCCGGUGCCGCUGACCUUUGACGACGCCAUGUCCCAGGGCUCUGUGCACUACUUUGGGGCCGAGCUGCCUCCCAACAGCCUCCCCGAAGCCAAGCCCUUCACCGUCGGGGACAACCAGACAUACAGCGGGUACUGGAACCCCCCGCUGGAGCCCAAGAAGGCUUAUCUCAUCUACUUCCAGGCCAUGAGCAACCUGAAAGGGGAGACCAGACUGAACUGCAUUCGGAUCGCCCGCAAAGCCGCCUGCAAAGAGAGCAAGCGUCCCCUUGAGGUGUCCCAGCACUCGGAGGAGAUGGGCCUGAUCCUGGGCAUUUGUGCCGGGGGGCUGGUUGUCUUGAUUAUCCUUCUUGGAGCGAUCAUUGUCGUCAUUCGGAAAGGGAGGAACUACUAUUCCUAUUCCUAUUACCCGAAACCCAUCAACAUGACCAAGGCUACAAUUAACUCCCGCCACGAGAAGACCCACAUGAUGACGCCACUCGACCGGAGUUUCACAGAACCGAGCACCCUGCAGGAGGACGAGACUUGGCUGGGCCCCCUUCUGUCCUUCAUGGAUGCGCACAACUGCAGCAACAGGGGUGACCAGCGCAGCAGUGUGGUCAACGAAUCCAGCAGCUUGCUUGGAGGUUCCCCACGGCGCCAGUGUGGGCGCAAAGGCUCCCCAUACCACACCGGGCAGCUCCACCCUGCCGUCAGAGUGGCCGAUCUCCUCCAGCACAUCAACCAGAUGAAGACAGCGGAAGGCUAUGGCUUCAAGCAGGAGUAUGAGAGUUUCUUUGAAGGCUGGGAUGCAUCCAAGAAGAAAGACAAGACCAAAGGGAGGCAGGAUCACAUGCCAACCUACGACCGACAUCGAGUCAAGCUGCACCCGCUGCUCGGGGACCCCAAUUCGGAUUAUAUCAAUGCUAACUACAUCGAUGGUUACCACAGGUCCAACCACUUCAUAGCCACUCAAGGCCCCAAGCAGGAAAUGGUGUACGAUUUUUGGCGCAUGGUGUGGCAAGAGCACUGUUCCAGCAUCGUGAUGGUCACCAAGCUGGUGGAGGUGGGAAGGGUGAAGUGUUCCAAGUACUGGCCCGACGACUCCGAGAUGUACGGAGACAUCAAAAUCACCCUGGUCAAAUCGGAGAUGCUGGCGGAAUAUGCUGUCCGGACGUUCGCCCUGGAGAGGAGGGGCUACUCAGCGAGGCAUGAGGUGAAGCAGUUCCACUUCACGUCGUGGCCCGAACACGGGGUGCCUUACCACGCCACCGGGCUCUUGGCCUUCAUCCGGAGAGUGAAGGUUUCCACACCCCCCGACACAGGGCCUAUAGUCAUCCACUGCAGUGCUGGCACCGGGAGGACAGGCUGUUACAUCGUCCUGGAUGUGAUGCUGGACAUGGCUGAGUGCGAGGGCGUUGUGGACAUUUACAACUGCGUGAAGACGCUGUGUUCGCGGAGAAUCAACAUGAUCCAGACGGAGGAGCAGUAUGUCUUCAUCCACGACGCCAUCCUGGAAGCCUGCCUGUGUGGGGAAACUGCCAUCCCGGUCAGCGAAUUCAAGCCGACGUACAAGGAGAUGGUCAGGAUAGAACCGCAGAGCAACUCCUCGCAGCUGCGGGAGGAAUUCCAGACCCUGAACUCGGUCACGCCCCACCUGGACGUGGAGGAGUGCAGCAUCGCCCUCCUGCCGCGGAACCGGGAGAAGAACCGCAGCAUGGACGUCCUGCCUCCGGACCGAUGCCUUCCCUUCCUUAUCUCCAUGGACGGGGACAGUAACAACUACAUCAACGCGGCCUUAACCGACAGCUACACCAAGAGCGCGGCCUUCAUCGUCACCCUGCACCCUCUGCAGAACACCACCACGGAUUUCUGGAGACUGGUGUACGACUACGGCUGCACCUCCAUCGUCAUGCUCAACCAGCUCAACCAGUCCAAUUCUGCCUGGCCCUGUUUACAGUACUGGCCUGAGCCAGGGCUCCAGCAGUACGGACCGAUAGAAGUGGAGUAUGUUUCCCGAUCAGCUGAUGAGGAUUUCGUUGCUCACCUCUUCCGGGUGCAGAACAUCACACGGUUGCAGGAAGGGCAUCUGAUGGUCCGGCAUUUCCAGUACCUGAGGUGGUCAGCGUACAGGGACACGCCAGACUCCAAGAAGUCGUUCCUGCACCUGCUGGCCCAAGUGGAGAAGUGGCAGGAGGAGAGUGGCGACGGGAGGACAAUCGUGCACUGCUUGAAUGGGGGUGGUCGGAGCGGCACAUUUUGUGCCUCUACCAUGAUCCUGGAGAUGAUCAAGUGUCACAACUUGGUGGAUGUUUUCUAUGCUGCAAAGACCCUUCGCAACUACAAGCCAAAUAUGAUCGAGACCUUGGAGCAGUAUCAUUUCUGCUACGACAUAGCACUGGAAUACCUGGAAUCACUGGAGACAAGAUAGCAUCGUGCCGGAAGAUGGAAAGCAAAUGUCUGUUUUGAGUUCACGCCAAACAUGCAUUUUGCACUCAGACUUUGAGCUAGUGCAACUGGCGAGAGGGAGAAAAAUAAUAAUGGACAGAAUCAAAAAAAUACAAUAAUGAAAAACAAAAGGCAGGACGUGGGGCAAUGUCGGCCAUGUUAGAUCUUCAUCCUCCUGCUCUCCAUCUCCCAGGCCCUCUUUCCACUCACAUCAUGAGACAGAGCUCAUACAGGUUGGUUUCCAGCACUUGCUCCAUUACCACAGUGAUGCCUCCGUGACAGCCAGGACAGUGAAACAUACAAGGGCGAGCAAGGGGACUUCACCCGUGGACACCUGUGGACACAUCCAACGCACAGAGCAGAUCGAGGUGAAAGCAGAGGCAAUGUGGGAAGGGAAAAAAGAGGAAUUCCAGCUUGUUUCUCAGUGAUGGUUACAAAGGAUUUAUGAAAACAACCGUAGUUGGGUUUUUUUAAUUUUAUUUUAAGUCUAAGCAGCUUUUCACAGGCACCCAGAAGGUCAUCUGCAGGCUUUGGCCUCUGUGGAGACACAAGCCACAUUGGAGUGAAGACACUAAAGCGAGUUGUGUCAUUUCCAGUCUCCGUUGUAAUCAUGAGUUUGAUGUUUGCUAAUGGAUGCCAGCUUCCCGAGA